Messenger RNA from Helianthus annuus (common sunflower), 2085 nucleotides. Its product is annotated as probable methyltransferase PMT15. Gene Ontology annotation, cellular component: trans-Golgi network; cytoplasm; endosome. The record is from RefSeq and is a predicted model, not a curated record. NCBI's taxonomy places the organism in Eukaryota, Viridiplantae, Streptophyta, Magnoliopsida, Asterales, Asteraceae. Gene Ontology annotation, molecular function: methyltransferase activity. The coding region runs from base 5 to 1918 and encodes 637 amino acids. The transcript has 6 exons.
CAAUAUGGCGGGACAAACCCCACCGUACUACACCCCAACCACCAAACCCACCACCGCCGUCACGACCAAUCUCCUCCGUAAAGACAACGUUGUACUAGCAUGUCUUGUGAUCUUCCUAUGUUCUUUCUUCUACUUAUUCGGCACAUGGCAACCACAUGCCACCACCACCCCCUCUUCCACCCUCACCACCACCAUCAACUGCCCCUCCACCACCACCAACACCAACACCGCCACCGAAACCAACUCAAACAAACACCUAGACUUCACCACCCACCACUCCGCCACCGUCAACGACGUCGUCAUCAAAACCUACCCACCAUGUCCCAACAACUUCUCCGAAUACACACCAUGUCAAGAUCAAAAAAGAUCAUUGAAAUUCCCACGUGACCGGCUUAUAUACCGCGAACGGCAUUGUCCCGAGAAGCACGAGCUUUUGAAGUGUCGGGUUCCGGCCCCUUACGGGUAUAAGAACCCGUUUAAGUGGCCGGAUAGCCGGGAUCUUGUGUGGUACGCGAAUGUACCACACAAGGAUCUGACCGUGGAGAAAGCGGUUCAGAAUUGGAUCAGAUUUGAAGGUGACCGGUUUAGGUUCCCUGGUGGUGGGACCAUGUUUCCCAAUGGCGCCGAUGCGUAUAUCGACGAUAUUGGGAAACUCAUCAAUCUUAACGACGGAUCUAUUCGAACCGCUAUUGAUACGGGUUGUGGGGUAGCUAGUUGGGGAGCUUAUCUUUUGUCACGUAACAUCAUGGCGAUGUCGUUUGCGCCAAGGGAUACACACGAAGCGCAAGUCCAGUUCGCGUUAGAGCGAGGUGUUCCCGCUUUAAUUGGUGUCAUCGCCUCCAAGCGGCUUCCAUAUCCGUCUAGGGCUUUCGACAUGGCUCAUUGCUCUCGUUGUCUCAUCCAAUGGGGUCAAUAUGAUGGAGUAUACUUGAUCGAAGUGGAUCGCGUUCUUCGGCCUGGUGGAUACUGGAUCCUAUCCGGGCCUCCGAUUAACUGGGAAAACCAUUGGAGAGGAUGGGAGAGAACACAAGAGGAUUUGAAUGAGGAACAAACACAAAUUGAGAAAGUUGCCAAGAGUCUUUGUUGGAAAAAACUAGUCCAAAAGGGUGAUCUUGCUAUAUGGCAAAAGCCAAUCAACCAUUUAGAUUGUAAAACGGGUCCGAAAUUCACUCAAACUCCGACUUUUUGCCCCGUCCAAAAUCCUGAUUCGGCUUGGUAUACGGACAUAGAGACAUGUUUAACUCGAUUGCCCGAAGUAUCAAACGAAGAAGAAGUUGCGGGUGGUGCAAUAGCAAACUGGCCUAAGAGACUAGACAUGGUGCCUCCUAGGGUUAGUAGUGGAAGCAUUGAUGGUGUAACACCCGAAAUUUUCCAAAAAGACGUUAUUUUAUGGAAGAAGAGAAUUUCAUACUACAAAACUGUAAAUAGUCAACUUGGUCAACCGGGAAGAUACCGUAAUCUUCUUGACAUGAACGCGUUUUUAGGUGGUUUCGCGGCUUCACUUGUUGAAGAUCCUUUAUGGGUCAUGAACAUUGUCCCGGUUGAAGCCAAGGCCGACACGCUAGGUGCAAUUUACGAGCGUGGACUCAUUGGAACUUAUCAAAGCUGGUGCGAAGCAAUGUCGACUUAUCCUAGAACAUAUGACCUCAUCCAUGCGGAUUCAGUUUUUACCUUAUACAAAGACAGAUGUGAGAUGGAAGAUAUCAUGUUGGAAAUGGACAGAAUAUUAAGACCAGAAGGAAGUGUGAUAAUAAGAGAUGACGUGGAUUUAUUGGUGAAAAUUAAAAAAAUUGCAGAAGGGUUAAACUGGGAAAGUCAAAUAGUUGACCAUGAAGAUGGGCCAUUAGUGAGAGAGAAGCUUCUUUUUGCUGUUAAAUUGUAUUGGACUGCUCCAGCUGAUUCUGACCAAGGUUCCUAAAAGUCAAAAUAGCUCUUUUCGGUUUUUCAUUUUGUAUUUAAUAUAUUUUUUCUUUGCAAUAUUAAAUUAAUUAUUAUAAAUUCUGAUAACGUGCCGUUUGGUUUUUUUGUAUCUGAAUACCAUGAAUCACUGAAAGAGAUGUUGGUAUGAAUAUUAUUUUAAUAGCA